GGAGGGGGAGGGCGGACCCUCUCUCAGACAUGGAGGGGGAGGGCGGACCCUCUCUCAGACAUGGAGGGGAGAGAGCAAACCCUCUCUCAGACAUGGAGGGGGAGAGCGAACCCUCUCUCAGACAUGGAGGGGGAGGGCGGACCCUCUCUCAGACAUGGAGGGGGAGGGCGGACCCUCUCUCAGACAUGGAGGGGGAGGGCGGACCCUCUCUCAGACAUGGAGGGGGAGGGCGGACCCUCUCUCAGACAUGGAGGGGGAGGGCGGACCCUCUCUCAGACAUGGAGGGGGAGGGCGGACCCUCUCUCAGACAUGGAGGGGGAGGGCGGACCCUCUCUCAGACAUGGAGGGGGAGGGCG
This is a messenger RNA of Staurois parvus, 356 nucleotides long. The record is from the annotation of a GenBank genome assembly. Lineage: Eukaryota; Metazoa; Chordata; Amphibia; Anura; Ranidae.